Molecule: messenger RNA, 1308 nt
Organism: Alternaria rosae
Lineage: Eukaryota; Fungi; Ascomycota; Dothideomycetes; Pleosporales; Pleosporaceae
Exons: 4
Coding region: 1-972 (323 amino acids)
Source: RefSeq, a predicted model, not a curated record
AUGUCAAUCCAAGGCAGCUCUUACCACGGUAGUGGUGGACCUUCAGUCAAGGAACGCGUCAAAGCCUUACACGACCACAGUGAGCUCUUCGAGACGAUCGCCACGUAUCCACAAGCUGCGAUUUACGAGACCUUUCCCGAACUUUUUGCGCUAGCUCUUUACUAUGUGCAAAGCGAAGUCCACCGAUGUAAAAGAGCCGUCGACUGCUACCGGCAGGAGAACAUGCAGCCUGGAGAAUCCACUGCCCAUGAAGCUGAUUAUAAACGGGUAAUGAUGGAUCUAGUCAGCUCUCUGCUACUUCUUGAACGCUUCGUCCAGGCUUCUCGGCAGAUGAGUUCGUCUACGCCGCCCACGAAGGCUUCCAUGGAUCUAUACCGCGUCAAGAGUCGUGUUGAAGAACCUGGUAGGCGCGGGGCAAACGGAGAAAUAUCGUCGAUGUAUGGCCAGGAGGGUGGGCCUGUACCACCCAAUGUGGCCACGGUCGAUGACGAAAACCUCUCGCCGAUGGCGCGAUUCAUAUGCGAAUGGCUCCUGAAUCCACUAGUCGACUAUAUCGUUGUGCCUCCUAGGGACCUUUUGUUGCAGCUGCCGACGUUCAGACGACGGUGUGCAGUUGAGGACAACAACAUUGACAGCCGGAGGGUCAGCGACAGGACGAUAGAAGCCGUCGCCGAGGCAUUUGUUUACGUAUCAGCCACACUGAUUUUGGUCGCCCCUAUCGCUACCUUCACUGUCGUCAAGGAACAGUCGCAAAGGCUCGUCAUCAUGCCGUUGUUCUGUCUGCUGCUAGCAGCAUCAGCACAGUUAAUGGGAUCCAGCGCAAAGCCUUCGUUCAUUCUGGUCAUCGCAUACUUUCAAGCAAUGGUGUUUUACAAUGCCAAACACUUAACGACACCACGAGUCAUACCCCUGGAAGUCAAACCACCACCACCAGCUAUCGUUCGAAAGCGUCAAUAUUUUACACCAGAGUAGUCACGAGGGAUUACGUAUCUCACUAUAAACAUAACAUUUUUUAUCCGCCCAUUUAUUAAUGCAGAUAGUAGCAGCUCUCAAACUAUUUCGAGGCGGCAUUACCAUAGCCGCAUCUUCAUCCUCGUAUAGAGAUGGCUUGCGACAACUCGUCGUCGCUGUUGUGAUUAUGAAUUGGUUUGAUCGUCUGGACCUUCGAACACACCUGGGCAGCUUCGACAUAUCGACGGUGCACAAAGCAUGCAUGCUGAGAGGGUAUUAUUUUCGGUGCACACAAUAUGAGCUUGCCUAUUCUGCUAGCAACCCGAUGCGCAAGGCUGGCUCCUGCUGUUUGCCUGG